Messenger RNA from Lycium ferocissimum, 1068 nucleotides. Its product is annotated as protein MIZU-KUSSEI 1-like. NCBI's taxonomy places the organism in Eukaryota, Viridiplantae, Streptophyta, Magnoliopsida, Solanales, Solanaceae. Gene Ontology annotation, biological process: hydrotropism. The transcript has a single exon. The record is from RefSeq and is a predicted model, not a curated record. Bases 71 to 775 code for a protein of 234 amino acids.
UCUAUAUAAACUAUUACCACUCUCCAAACUAAUUCGUUGAGCCUCCGAUUAUUCUAUAAUCACCAUAAGGAUGAUCAGCUCAUACCCCACCGCCACCGCCACUAUCACCACCGUCGAUUGUGAGAAACAAGUCCGUUCGUGGCGGCUCCUCCGCUCUCUCGUGGAGUUACUCAUCCCAAGUUGUUACUGCACUUUCGUUGAACCCACAGAACCUGUCCUCAGUAAAAAAACCGUUUCAUCCUUCAACUACCAUAGGCCAUCAUUUUCCUCAAACACAACAAAUAUUACUGGUACUAUUUUUGGGUAUCGUAAGGGAAAAGUUAAUUUUUGUAUCCAAACAAAUCCUAAUUCCUCUACCCCGCUUCUUCUUCUUGAACUCGCCGUUUCUACUUCUACCCUCGCGCGUGAAAUGCGUGGAGGGCUACUAAGAAUCGCGCUCGAGAGUUCCAAUGAGGGUGGUGGAAAUGAAAUUUUUUCCCUUCUGUCUAUGCCAGUAUGGACUAUGUAUUGUAAUGGGAAAAAAGUAGGGUUUGCAGUGAAGAAAAAAGCUACGAAAUCCGAUUUACAAGUGUUGAAGCAAAUGGAAAGUGUAGUUGUGGGUGCUGGCACUGUUCAUGGUAAAGAAAUUAAUCGCGACGAUGAUACAAUGUAUCUUAGAGGAAAAUUCGAGAGGGUUCAUGGAUCUUCUGAUUCAGAGUCUUUUCAUUUGAUCGAUCCUGAAGGAAGUAUGGGACAACAACUGAGCAUUUUCUUUCUCCGCUCUCGUUCUAGCUGAGCUGAAUUAAUUUUUCUUAUAACGGUGGUGUCUGAGUCAGCUUGUGCAGGAUAUGGAUGAUUUAGAAUUGUCUAGAGUUUCUGUUUGCAAAGUGCAAUUUUUUACUUUUUUUUUUUUUUUUUUACCUCCUAGGUUAUGUGUUUUCUUUGGCAGCACCCCAUGUGUUUUUCGAGCUGUGUUUUUCUUGCAUGGCUUUUUUUCCCUUAUUGGGAUAUUUGUCAUGGGGUGUGUGUUGCAAUUACCAAAUAUAAAUAUAUUUGUAAAAAUAGAAUAAAUGGGAGGACCCUCAUUAG